Trichobilharzia szidati is the source of this 2342-nucleotide messenger RNA. NCBI's taxonomy places the organism in Eukaryota, Metazoa, Platyhelminthes, Trematoda, Strigeidida, Schistosomatidae. The record is from the annotation of a GenBank genome assembly.
UAAAAGCAGCUUUUAAUUUAAUCAAAAGACUAAGCCAAUAAUCAUGGAUUUAUCCUUAUACAAUCCACAGUCUAAUUCGAAUAAUAUUACGCUUAGUUCUACAGUAUUAGAUAGUCAAGAUGUGAAUUCAAGCAUCAAUCACAACUGGGCACAAUUUCAUUCUGACUCUAAGAAUGAAGUUAGGAGAAUUCAUAACCCAAAGAAUCCACAGUAUUCAAAUUUCAUCUUCAAUAUGCACCAUUUUGAAGUAGACAGCUAUGCUAAACAGUUAAACUUAAUUGAUACAAGUAAAGUUAAAAGUCAAAUAAGCCAUUUAAAUGAACCAAUAUAUGCCACCAAACAAUAUAAUAAUAGCGAUAAUGAUAAUAAAGAUUAUAAUUCAUCAAAUUCUUCAACGACAGACACUAGAACCAGCAAAACUAGUGACGAUUUAUUAGGCUAUCCAUCAAAGGAAAACGAAUCAGAUUACGAUAAUUUGUACACUAUCAAACUUAGAAAUCAGACGUUAGUUUGUCUAAAUAUGAAUGGCGUUAAACGUUUGUGUCUAGCACAAAUUUCUUCAACUCUACUACGUCAAUAUUCGUACAAUGAGAUACAUAACAGACGUGUUGCACUUGGUAUAACAUGUGUUCAGUGUACACCAAAUCAGUUGGAAUUAUUAAGAGAAGCUGGCGCUAUGCCAACCUCUUCAAGGCGUUGCGGUACAAUCACUUACAGAGAGGCAGAACGACUAAUCAAGUCAUUCCUCGAUGAACCAGAACACCCUAAGUUACCAGAGAAUUUUGUAUUCCAAGUUAUGCAUCAUUGUGGGUGGGGAUGUCAAGGUGCCUUCUCACCAUCAAGGUACAAUAGCUCUAGAGCCAAAUGUAUUCGGUGUUAUAUAUGUCAGAAUUAUUUCUCGCCAAACAAAUUCAUUUUUCAUUGUCAUUCACCAAGAUCUAACGACGAUUCUGCAGUGAAAUCAACAUAUCGUCAUCCAGAUGCUGCAAAUUUUAAUGCAUGGAGGCGUCAUUUAUACUUACUUGAUCCAGAUCCACCAGUUGAAGUAAUUUAUGCAUGGGAAGAUGUGAAAGCCAUGUUCAAUGGAGGCAACCGUAAGCGUAACCCAAUGAUGCACACUUCAAAUAAUACAACUAAUAAUAACAACAGUAACAAUAUCGGUAGCAACGACUCAGUGCAUGAUUUCUCAAGUAUGAAUGAAACACCGUUCAGAAUGAAUGAAUUAGCUGCUAACAGUACACCAAAUCCAGAGCAUGGUUCUAAGGAAGUCGAUUCUGAACAAUAUAAACAGUAUUUACACACGAAGAAUUGGGAUAAUGAAAGUCAGUCAAAUGGCGACGAAUCAUCUUCUGACCUAUGUGAUCCAGACAGAUCGAUCAAGUCCACUGUAGAACAAGAGAAUUCUCUAACAAAAGCAAAGAGACCAAAAUUAAAUUUCAUGAUAGAAAAUAUGGUUAAAAACCAACCGCAGUGCAAAACAACGAGAAAAUCUCAUGGUAGUAAAUUAAAUACCAAUAUAUUCAGAUCAUAUAAAGAAUCUGCUGAUUCUAAACGCUAUUUUCCAACAAAUAUCCAAAAUAAUGACAUCUUACAUGAAGAAAUGACAGAGAUAGUAAAUCCCAAUAAGUCACAAAACGUUGUCAAUCCCUUUGAAGUAGAUAUAUACAAUUUUACUCGUGAAAAUUUAAACAAAACUGAUCUAUCCAGUGCAGCGGAAGAAAUCAAUAUUCCAAACAACAAAACACAACAUCCGUACGCUUUACCACAACCUGGUCAUUCGUAUCCAGACGAAGAUAUAACAGCCUUCUUUUUAAACACAUGGCCUUCGUUAUUGUUAUUUAAACACUUAUUGUAUGGUUCAGAAAAUUCUUUACUAAAACAGACUUCUUCAGAAUGUAUUCCAGAAAUGAAGUCUCAAUUUAAGGUGCACAAUUUAUCUCAUUCCGGAAACAUUCUGAAUCUUAGCAAUACACAAGACUGUGUAUUAAAUGCUACUAGUCAAGAAGAUUCAAACUUGACUAAUUGUAGCUUAAUCAGUGAUAAUAUCGCGUUUAAUGCAAAUGGACAGAAUUCGCUCAACACCACAUCACUCACCGACUUCACUAUAGCAUCACCACAAAUAAAUCCCAAAGUAAAUCGUAUUGAUUAAAGCAACUAACUGCUACUGGUACUAAUAAGAAUUACAUACUGUACAUAAAAUAUGUAUAAAGUUUUAUUUACAUUUGUUUUAUCUUAUGUAUUAGACUAGUCACUGUACUGAUACUUGUCAUCCAUGUUGUGGUUUGUUUAUUCUAAUCAGUGAUACAUAUUCAUCAAACAUGUAUAUAAAUUUAAUACUUCUU